This is a messenger RNA of Morus notabilis, 3614 nucleotides long. RefSeq names its product ISWI chromatin-remodeling complex ATPase CHR11. Gene Ontology annotation, biological process: regulation of transcription by RNA polymerase II; nucleosome organization. The transcript is spliced from 25 exons. Bases 102 to 3317 code for a protein of 1071 amino acids. Lineage: Eukaryota; Viridiplantae; Streptophyta; Magnoliopsida; Rosales; Moraceae. The record is from RefSeq and is a predicted model, not a curated record. Gene Ontology annotation, cellular component: chromatin; nucleus. Gene Ontology annotation, molecular function: ATP-dependent chromatin remodeler activity; histone binding; ATP binding.
CGCAACUGGCGUCAAAUCCUUAUUUUGGACUUCCUUCUGAUUCAAAAGUUGCUCUCUCUCUCUCUCUCUCUCGACCAAACCCUCGAUCUGAGAAAACAGCCAUGGCGAAGCCCUCGAAGCCCCAGGUCUCGUCCGACGAGGCGCUCUCGAAUUCGUCGUCGUCGGAGGAGCAGAUUAACCAGCAGAUCGACGAGGAAGAGGACGAGGAGGAGCUCGAAGCCGUCGGGCGCUCCGCUGGCUCCGACGACGACGCCAACUCUCCGGCCUCCGAUGACGACGCGGCCUCCGCUGAGAAUGGCGAUGCCGAGGAGGAAGAGGAUGGAGAUAUCGUGCCCAAUGCUGAGAUUAUCAAGCGUGAAAGAGUGAGACUGAGAGAAAUGCAGCAAUUAAAGAAACAGAAACUUCAGGAAAUAUUGGACACCCAAAAUGCUGCCAUUGAUGCUGACAUGAAUAAUAAAGGGAAGGGGCGCUUGAAGUAUCUCCUACAACAAACAGAGUUAUUUGCUCAUUUUGCUAAAGGUGACCAAUCUUCAUCCCAAAAGAAGGCCAAGGGAAGGGGCCGUCAUGCAUCAAAAUUAACUGAAGAAGAAGAAGAUGAAGAAUGCCUCAAAGAAGAGGAAGAUGGUUUAUCUGGCACAGGAAACACGAGGCUUGUGACACAACCUUCUUGUAUACAAGGAAAGAUGAGAGAUUACCAACUUGCUGGAUUAAACUGGCUUAUACGACUUUAUGAGAAUGGUAUAAAUGGAAUCCUUGCAGAUGAAAUGGGUCUUGGUAAAACACUACAAACAAUUUCUUUGCUGGGUUACCUUCAUGAGUUUAGGGGAGUUACUGGUCCUCAUAUGGUAGUUGCUCCUAAAUCUACUCUUGGAAACUGGAUGAAUGAAAUUCGUCGUUUUUGCCCUAUUCUGCGAGCUGUGAAAUUUCUUGGCAAUCCUGAUGAAAGGAAACACAUACGAGAGGAAUUACUGGUUGCUGGGAAAUUUGACAUUUGUGUUACAAGCUUUGAAAUGGCCAUCAAAGAGAAAACUACCUUACGCCGUUUUACUUGGCGCUAUAUAAUUAUUGAUGAAGCCCACCGAAUCAAGAAUGAGAAUUCCCUUCUUUCCAAGACAAUGAGGAUUUACAAUACAAACUAUCGCCUUCUAAUUACGGGAACACCACUUCAGAACAAUCUUCAUGAACUCUGGUCGCUGCUCAACUUUCUCCUGCCUGAGAUAUUUAGUUCAUCUGAAACAUUUGAUGAGUGGUUCCAAAUUUCUGGUGAAAAUGACCAGCAAGAGGUCGUCCAACAGCUUCACAAGGUCCUCCGACCGUUUCUGCUUCGAAGACUGAAGUCAGAUGUCGAGAAAGGUUUACCUCCAAAAAAGGAAACUAUCCUUAAAGUAGGCAUGUCACAGAUGCAGAAACAGUACUACAGGGCUUUGCUGCAGAAGGACCUUGAAGUUGUUAAUGCUGGUGGAGAACGUAAGCGACUUCUGAAUAUAGCAAUGCAGCUGCGUAAAUGCUGUAAUCAUCCAUAUCUUUUCCAAGGGGCUGAACCUGGUCCUCCUUACACAACUGGAGAUCAUCUUAUUGAAAAUGCUGGUAAAAUGGUUCUUUUGGAUAAGUUGCUCCCAAAGCUAAAAGAGCGCGAUUCGAGGGUCUUAAUAUUUUCACAGAUGACAAGGCUGCUAGACAUUCUUGAAGAUUAUUUAAUGUUUCGUGGGUACCUGUAUUGUCGAAUUGAUGGGAAUACUGGUGGGGAGGACCGUGAUGCGUCUAUUGAUUCCUUCAAUAAGCCAGGAAGUGAAAAAUUUGUUUUCUUAUUAUCAACUAGAGCUGGAGGCCUUGGUAUCAAUCUUGCCACUGCAGAUGUUGUCAUUCUUUAUGAUAGUGAUUGGAACCCACAAGUAGAUCUGCAAGCUCAGGAUCGUGCCCACAGGAUUGGACAAAAGAAAGAAGUGCAGGUGUUUCGGUUCUGCACAGAGUAUACUAUUGAGGAAAAAGUUAUUGAGAGGGCUUAUAAGAAGCUUGCUCUUGAUGCUUUGGUGAUUCAACAGGGAAGACUGGCAGAGCAGAAAACUGUUAACAAAGAUGAGCUACUUCAAAUGGUGAGAUUUGGUGCUGAAAUGGUUUUCAGUUCCAAAGACAGCACAAUUACAGAUGAGGACAUAGACAGGAUUAUUGCAAAAGGAGAAGAGGCAACUGCUGAGCUCGAUGCAAAAAUGAAGAAAUUCACAGAAGAUGCUAUCAAAUUUAAAAUGGAUGAUACCGCUGAAUUAUAUGAUUUUGAUGAUGAGAAGGAUGAGAGCAAGUUUGACUUCAAGAAAAUUGUUAGUGAAAAUUGGAUUGAGCCACCAAAAAGAGAGCGGAAGCGCAAUUACUCGGAAUCUGAGUAUUUUAAGCAAACAAUGCGUCAAGGUGGUCCAACAAAACCAAAGGAGCCCAGAAUUCCUCGUAUGCCACAACUACACGAUUUCCAGUUUUUUAACACACAAAGAUUGAGUGAGCUGUAUGAAAAAGAAGUACGCUACCUCAUGCAAACGCAUCAAAAGAAUCAGAUGAAAGAUACAAUAGAUGUGGAUGAACCUGAAGAGGUGGGAGAUCCAUUGACUGCUGAAGAGCUGGAGGAGAAAGAACGACUUCUAGAAGAGGGGUUUUCUUCAUGGAGUAGGAGAGAUUUCAAUACGUUCAUAAGGGCUUGUGAGAAGUAUGGCCGAAAUGACAUAAAAAGUAUUGCUUCUGAAAUGGAAGGGAAAACAGUGGAGGAAGUUGAAAGAUAUGCAAAAGUUUUCAAAGAAAGAUACAAGGAGUUAAAUGAUUAUGAUCGAAUUAUAAAGAACAUUGAAAGGGGUGAAGCUAGGAUUUCUCGGAAAGAUGAGAUUAUGAAAGCUAUUGGGAAGAAACUGGAUCGCUACAAGAAUCCAUGGCUGGAACUGAAGAUCCAAUAUGGCCAGAACAAAGGAAAGCUGUACAAUGAAGAAUGUGACCGUUUCAUGAUAUGCAUGGUUAACAAACUUGGGUACGGUAAUUGGGACGAGUUGAAGGCAGCAUUCCGCACAUCGCCCUUGUUUCGUUUCGAUUGGUUUGUCAAGUCUCGCACAACUCAGGAACUCGCGAGGAGAUGCGAUACAUUAAUCCGUUUGGUGGAGAAAGAGAACCAAGAAUAUGACGAGAGGGAGAGGCAAGCACGCAAAGAGAAAAAGCUUGCUAAGAACUUGACUCCUUCAAAGCGCUCCCUGGCUAGGCAGGCGACCGAGAUCCCCGGCUCUCUAAAGAAGAGGAAGCAAUUAACCAUGGAUGAUUACGUUAGCUCGGGAAAGAGAAGGAAAUGAUAUGAAAAUUUGUUCUGAUUAUUUUGGGGGAUUGAAAACCUCACUGAUUUCUACAUUUUGCGUAGACAUGUGCAUGCUAAGGAGUUUAUCUAGUGUGCAUUCUGGUUAUGGCCCUAGGUUUUUGAGAUGUAAUCAGGGUUCACAACUUAUGACCCAUAAAUCUCUUUAGUAGAGCGGAUAAGUAUAUUGGAAGUCUCGGGAAGCUGUAUAGAUGAAUUUACUACUCUUCAGAGACUCCUAGAAACUAAAGUGUUAGUGAUACUCGGAUCAUUAAUCAAUAUAUUAGUGGAUUAGCUA